This is a messenger RNA of Moneuplotes crassus, 627 nucleotides long. Lineage: Eukaryota; Ciliophora; Spirotrichea; Euplotida; Euplotidae. The record is from the annotation of a GenBank genome assembly.
AUGUCUGAAGGAGAAGAACUAAAAUACAAGCUUGAGAUCCCUGGGGAGGACCCCAGGGACUCAAGCAGAGACUUCACUGGCAAAGCCACUGCGACCUAUUCCAAUGGUGAAAUCUAUGAAGGCGAGUUCAAGGAUGGACUCAGAGAUGGCCAUGGCAAGUACACUUACAUCAACGGUGAUGUCUAUGAAGGCGACUGGAUCGUCAAUGAUAGGCAAGGCAUAGGGAAAAUUGAGUAUAAAGGAAAAGGCACUUAUUAUGGCGAUUGGGUCAAAGGGAAGAGACAUGGAGAAGGACUCUUUACGUACCCAAAUAAGGACAUUUAUUCUGGAAAAUGGGAGGACGGCGAAAAAAAAGGUAUUGGUACCUUCAUUUUCUAUGAUACUGGUAUGAAGAUGUAUGGUACUUGGAAAGAAGGCAAGUUUGUAGAAGGUAAAUGGAUUUAUCCAAAUGGAACUUAUUUUGAAGGGAAAUAUGAUAAUAAUAAGCCUAAAGGAAUUGGAAAAUGGAAUUUCAAAAAUGGCAAUACUGUGAAAGGAGAAUACUCUCAAAUGGUUAAAGUAAAUACUGAUAAAAAUGAUCCCACUAAGGCAGAUGAAGAAAUCCUCAUUUGGAAAACAGUUGCUUAA